Paramuricea clavata is the source of this 1412-nucleotide messenger RNA. NCBI's taxonomy places the organism in Eukaryota, Metazoa, Cnidaria, Anthozoa, Malacalcyonacea, Plexauridae. The record is from the annotation of a GenBank genome assembly.
AAAAAGUGUAUUUGUAUCUUAAUUCCGAAGAGGGAUCGUUCAUUCUCACAGACCAGCGUCGGGCUAAAUUAUCAUUUUGUUCUGUCGUUCAAAAGAUCAAUGACGCUUCACAAACGGUCGGAAAAGAUGGCAAGGUAUAUCUACUUUUGAUAAGAUCUACAGUAUUUUAAGUCCUGCGUGGAUAACACUAACAUAGUAACAUCUUAACGUUAUGUAAUAUUUAAACCUCCAAUUUAAAUCCACAAUUGCAUUAUUCCUUGCGAGAGUCUCAACCGUUUUGUCCAAGAUUGUAGCUUAGUUAUUUUUAUAUUCUUUGUAAAUUUGCUAGAAACUUAUUUGUAUAUUUACUUCAUAUUUUAGUUCCAAACUUUCAUAUGUCUUGGUGCGAGGUGAGUUUGGAGAACGUCUAUCGAGGCUUGUGAAGGAUAGAGCCUGAGGGAGUUUAGGUUUCCUCCUGUAGUAACACUGGAUCAAUAAGAGAUGAUCCUUAAAGUUCAAUAAACCAUCUAUCUAUCUACCUGGACCUCUAGGAAGAACAUUUUAGAACUGAUAGAGCUAUCCAGUAUAAAUAAAGUUGGUUUAGUUUAGGUUUCCUCCUGUAGUAACACUGGAUCAGUAAGAGAUGAUCCUUACUGGACCUCUAGGAAGAACAGUUUAGAACCGAUAGAACUAUCCAGUAUAAAUAAAGUUGGUUUAGUUUAGGUUCCCUCCUGUAGUAACACUGAAUCAAUAAGAGAUGAUCCUUACUGGAUCUCUAGGAAGAACAGUUUAGAACUGAUAGAACUAUCCAGUAUAAAUAAAGUUGGUUUAGUUUAGGUUCCCUCCUGUAGUAACACUGAAUCAAUAAGAGAUGAUCCUUACUGGACCUCUAGGAAGAAUUGUUUAGAACUGAUAGAGCUAUCCAGUAUAAAUAAAGUUGGUUUAGUUUAGGUUUCCUUCUGUAGUAUAACACUGGAUCAAUAACAGAUGAUCCUUACUGGACCUCUACGAAGAACAGUUUAGAACUGAUAGAGCUGUCCAGUAUAUAUAACACUAGAUCUAGGAAGAACAGUUUAGAACAGUUUAGAACUGAUAGAGCUAUCCAGUAUAAAUAAAGUUGGUUUAGUUUAGUUUAGGUUUCCUUCAGUAGUAACACUAGAUCAAUAAGAGAUGGUUGUUACUGGACCUCUAGGAAGAACAGUUUAGAACUGAUAGGACUAUCCAGUAUAAUUGAGUCAUCUUAUUUUCGCAGGGAUCAUCUACUGGAGGAAUGGUUUCCUCUGAUCUCAGUAUGUCCAGUUACAACUCACAUGUACGAACAAAACUCAUUCCUGCGAGACAAAGACAUGGUCGAGUUCCUCGUCAUUCUACUUCGCUCCUUGAUCGAAUUCAAUAUCGUGUUGGAGGCAUCGCUGUUGAAAGGAAUAUCUUAA